Caenorhabditis elegans is the source of this 140-nucleotide messenger RNA. The record is from the annotation of a RefSeq genome assembly. NCBI's taxonomy places the organism in Eukaryota, Metazoa, Nematoda, Chromadorea, Rhabditida, Rhabditidae.
GCAUGAACAUCAUCUGAACAUAUCUCCUUCGCCGACCCAUUCUCUCCGCUCUUCGAGCAUCCAACGGAGCAAUUUGUCAACAAUGUUACUCACGCACCGGAGCGUCCGUGUAAUCUUGCUCAGACGGAGAAAAUAUUAAU